This is a messenger RNA of Neolamprologus brichardi, 7754 nucleotides long. NCBI's taxonomy places the organism in Eukaryota, Metazoa, Chordata, Actinopteri, Cichliformes, Cichlidae. The record is from RefSeq and is a predicted model, not a curated record.
GAGCCACUGGAAGGUUGGUGUGUGGUUGUGUGGGUACUCCCAUGUUACUCCGUGGCUGUGCUGCAUUAGUAUUCUCAUAGAUCCUUGAGCGAGGGAGACAUUUUGACUUCUGCGUCCCUGUAAAAGUGUUUAAAACCUAAGCAGCGUAUCCCCAAAGCUGAUGUGUUUAGGUGAAUCAGUCAAGUGUCUAAAUAAAUACGAGAAAGUUUAUAGUUUAUUCUUUUCUUCUACCAUUGGUCAACCCAAGUAAAAUGCCCACUUAUGGCUGUUUCUUGUGGCUUGUAGUCUGUAUAUAUCAGUGUGUAAUCAGCAGAGUCUUAUCUCAAUCCUGUGUGUUCACUUUUGUCUGUUUAUACCUCGGGGGCUGUUAGCAACUCUGGUGAAAUCAUGAGGGCGUGUUCAGUGUCCUUGGGAUCCAUUCCUUGUUUUCCAUGUGUCCCGGGGGUUGGAAGGCAGCUGAAAGUUCAAACAGAGACACACUCCCUCAUGCUCUACAUGGCAAGAGCUCAGAGAUUAAGGGGUUUCUCUGCACCGCCAACAACAGGGAUUGCUCGCAGUUUGCAACUUGCCAAAGAAGAAGGAUGAUUCAGUUUUUUUGAGCUGUAACUUUUGUGUCUGUUACAGAUAUGCCUUUGUUGCAAAAUCAGCAGUUAAAGUUUUGUUUUUCUUCUGUGCAUCUACUUGCUCGAGACAGGUAGAAUAGAGCGGAGCAAAAAGCAGCUACCAUCUAAAUGCCUGUUUGAUUCUGCUAAGGAAAGGAGCCAGAGGAUGCAGGUGGCAGCGAGGCUUUGAACUAACUUGUUUGAAGUUGUUUUUUUUCUUUCCUCAUGUCAAAGGUGAAAGAUUAUACCUGGCAGAGGAAUUUAGUCUUCAAAUGAAGGACUUCAUGAGCUGAAUCUCAACUCUCUGGCAGAAUGUAACACACUGGUUUCAGUGUGUUGAUGAGGAUGAUUGUGUGAAUCGGUCUGAAUGAAGUGUGAUGCUAUUCCUUAGCAGUGGGAACGUGGAUGUGACCCCAAGGAGUACAGCUAUAGAACAGCAGCAGCAGGAGAUAACUGUAUACCAAGUCUCUGUAAUCUUGAAAGAAACACAUACAGAUGCACCGGUGUCAGAGCUGGAAAUGGGCCAGGUCACUCACACCCUGGUUGGGAAUUGUCAGCCAAAUGGAGAAAUGACUUGUAUAGUCCAAAUGGAGAAAAGCCCGAGGUUGGGCAAGGCACAGCACGAGCUCAGCAGGUGGCUCUCCCUCAGUAGCGCCGGGAGGCAUAGAGAGGAGGUAGUGAUGGAGGAGGAUGAGGAGGAGUUGGAGGAGGUGAUUGCGGGAAAAAUGAAGACAGACAAGUUUGUUAAACCACCUUCAAAAUACACAGGAAACUCCUUACAACAACACAGAGACGUGGUGGAGCUAACAGCUCAACCAGACGCCAAGGAGCAGCUCAUUCAGAGCUCAACAUUGUGCUCUGCCACCAUCCAGGCUAAAGGACUUGUUCAUGGGAAUCAUGACAGUGCACCAGGAAGAAGGUCUCUGCCUUGGGCCCUGCUACGAAGGUCACAUAAGGAUGAAGCCCUGCUCGGCAGAAGGACGAUGAGCAUGUAUGACGGUCCGGUCAAGGUCCAAAGAGAUCGUGAGCCCGAACAAGAACGACGGCUGCUAAGGCCCAGGAGCGUUUGCAUGCUUCCAGGCGCAGUCGCAGUUCUGCCAGAGCCCCAAGCCCAGGAAUCCUGCAAAUGGACAGGAAGUUUAGACAGCCACCAGCACAGGAGCAGGAAGGCUGAGCUAAGAGCAGUGGAUGGCCUCAAUCCUGUUGUGGCUCAACGGCCAUCAGGCCCUGUGGAGGUGAACCUUAGGGUCCGCCAGAGGAGCUGGAAGCCCAGGCCCGUCAGUAUGACAGUACUGGAACUAAAAAAGAGGGGCUCUGAUGAUGAGAUAAACAGCGAGAGGAGUGGUAGCCACAGAGGUGGCGAAGGAGAGGGAUUUUUCAAAGGAGGCUUACGAUGGAAACUGUUUGGCAAAACCUCUCAAGAGAAGAACAAGGAAAAGCAAAAUGACAAAGAUGCAAAAAUUUCCCCCAAAAACAACAAAUCUGAUACUUCAAGAAGUACACUGAGCUCUUUAAGACGGAGUUUUAGUCUGCGAAUCAGGAGGACUCGUCCUAGGGAUUUGGGUCCUGGGGUAGAGUCAAAGGAGUACUCUCAGACUAAAAGUACUGCUGAAGAGGCAACGAUGCCUCCUCAACCCUUCUCGUACCUCACAGGAAGAAAGAUUUCAACUUCCAGUGAUCAGACGGAAGAUGGAGGCAUGCAGUACAUUCAGUAUCACAGCAGGGGGAAGGUCAAGGUAAUGGAGGUACCCCUCCAUCCACCAAAACUGACUUCCAAACCAGUUCAGGAAGAACAAAGUAUAUGGCAGCUCAUAGCAAACCGUUUCAGGAGGAAAGACCAGCCAAGCAGUGGCAAAAGUGAAAUUCAGCAGUCCCAAGGCAAAGACAGUGGUCAAUAUCCCCACACUGGGAAUAAUAAGUCACAGCCUGUCACCAUAGAGACUCUGGCAGGCAUUGACUCCCACAAAGGUCAAGACUCUUUUGUCAACAGCCAGGAAUGGACAUUGAGUCGAUCAGUGCCGGAGCUGAAAGUGGUGAGUAACUUUUUUUUUGUUGUUUUUGACGAUCCUGGUGUUAAUUUGCCCUCAGAGUUAGGUGGACGUUUCAAGAAAGAAAUUGUGGUGGAUGGACAGAGCUACUUACUUCUGAUCAGAGAUGAAGGGGGGCCUCCAGAAUUGCAGUUUGCUGCCUGGGUGGAUGCCGUGGUUUUCGUUUUCAGCCUGGAGGAUGAGAUCAGUUUCCAGACGGUCUACAAUUACUUCUUGCGCCUUUCCAGCUACAGGAACACAGCAGAGGUCCCCAUGGUCCUCGUUGGAACACAAGAUGCAAUCAGUGCUGCCAACCCCAGAGUGAUUGAUGACUCACGGGCCAGAAAGUUGUCAAAUGACCUGAAGCGCUGCACGUACUACGAGACCUGCUCCACCUAUGGCCUGAAUGUGGAGAGAGUCUUCCAGGACGUUGCCCAGAAGGUUGUGGCCAUGAGGAAAAAGCAGCAGCUCUCUAUUGGUCCAUGCAAAUCACUCCCGAACUCUCCCAGCCACUCAUCAGUCCCCGCUGCAUCGAUCCCCUCUGUUCACAUUAACCAGGCGGCCAAUGGUGGGGGUGCGUUCAGCGACUACUCCUCCUCCGUUCCCUCCACCCCCAGCAUAAGUCAGCGGGAGAUGCGCAUUGAGACCAUCGCUGCCUCCAACACGCCCACGCCCAUCCGCAAGCAGUCAAAGCGCCGCUCCAACAUUUUCACAUCACGGAAAGCCAGUGAACAAGCAAAGAGCGUUGACAGUAAAACAGACAGCAUAGGCAGUGGAAGGGCCAUACCUAUCAAACAGGGAAUCCUUCUGAAGCGAAGUGGCAAAUCCCUCAACAAGGAGUGGAAAAAGAAAUAUGUCACACUGUGUGAUAAUGGCGUCCUCACUUACCACCCCAGUUUACAUGACUACAUGCAGAACGUGCACGGAAAAGAGAUUGACCUGCUGAGGACAACAGUUAAGGUGCCUGGGAAGCGACCGCCCAGAGCAGUGGCCACCGUCGCCCCCACUGCUAGUCCCAAAACCAACGGGCUGACCAAGGACCGCAGCACUUUGCAGCUGGGCAUAGGAAACACAGGCGCUUCUCACUCCAACAGCAGCACAUCCCUCCAAACGGGCGGGUCGGCGUUUGGCGGCAGUAAAGAUGGCAUGCACCAGCGCUCCUUCUCUGUGUCCAGCGCCGACCAGUGGAAUGAAGCCAUCAACACCAGUACAAGCAGCGGAGCCCCUAACGGGACGAGUGAUCCGACCGGUUCGAGUGUGGGCAGUGCAACGAGUCCUAAACUUGAGCCGCCUCCCUCGCCACACGCAAACCGCAAGAAACACAGACGGAAAAAGAGCACAGGCAUCACAAAGCCAGAUGGCUUAUCCACAGGCAAUGAAGAGCAAGAGGAUUCCUUUGAGUUCGUGAUUGUGUCGUUGACGGGUCAGACGUGGAACUUUGAAGCGUCCACGUAUGAGGAGAGGGAACUGUGGGUCCAAGCUAUCGAGAGCCAGAUUUUCGCCAGCCUGCAGUCUUGUGAAAGCAUAAAGAACAAGUCUCGGUUGGGCAGCCAAAGUGAUGCAAUGGCCAUUCAGUCCAUACGAAACGUGAGGGGGAAUAGCUUCUGUGUGGACUGUGACGCACCAAACCCCGACUGGGCCAGUUUGAACUUGGGUGCCUUGAUGUGCAUCGAAUGCUCAGGCAUCCACAGGAACCUGGGCACCCACCUGUCUCGCGUGCGCUCUCUUGACUUGGACGACUGGCCGGUGGAGCUCAGCAUGGUGAUGACUGCCAUCGGUAACGCAAUGGCCAACAGUGUGUGGGAAGGCGCUUUGGAGGGGUACACCAAGCCAGGGAGCGACAGCACCAGGGAAGAGAAGGAGCGCUGGAUCCGAGCCAAGUACGAGCAGAAGCUGUUCCUGGUGGGACUGCCCCAGUCAGAUGUGCCUCUGGGGCAGCAGCUGCUUCGGGCGGUGGUGGAGGAUGACCUGAGGUUGGUGGUGCUGCUGCUGGCCCAUGGCACCAAGGAGGAGGUUAAUGAGACCUACGGGGAUGGAGAUGGACGCACCGCUCUGCACCUCUCGUGUGCUAUGGCCAAUGUAGUCAUCACACAGCUGCUCAUCUGGUACGGUGUGGAUGUGAAAAGCCGAGAUGCCCGCGGCCAAACGCCGCUGUCCUACGCCCGGCGGGCUGUGAGCCAGGAGUGCGCGGACAUAUUACUCCAACACGGUUGCCCCAACGACACCAGCAGCCUGACCUCCGUGCCCACGCCCAACAUGAGCCGCCGCAACCCCAACAUCAACAACAACAACGCCCAGUGUGAGCUCAACCGCAGUAUCAGCAUCAUGUAGGAGCCAGAAAGCAGCUGCAGACGAGCACCCACCUAAACCCACCCGUGUCUCCUCCCAGUACUUCCUCCUCUGUUUCUCACACUGUGUAACCCAAAACCAGUACGCACGGAUAGGUAUCAGGAGCGACGGACCUACUGCAGAUAUUCCACCGCGCUGACAGAAGUGGGAGCGUUUGGGGUUUCGGACAUUGUACAUUGUUUAUUUUAUAUUAUUAUUUUUUAUUCCUGUUGUUUGUUAAAUUUAUUCAAUCUCGGUCUGAAGUGAUCACGAUGAGCUUUAAGCUUUUUUGUUUUUUAAGCGUCAACCAAACAAAUGACUUACUUUGGCAUUCAUACCUACUCUACGAAAAGCAUUUCCUUAAUGCUUGAACAUUUCCUUUUUAUGUCUUCCCCUUCUGCGAUGUGAACUGAUUAUACAGUGUGAAUGAGAAACUUCCUUCAAAUUUCCAAUCCUAAGUGUAAUAACAUAAAACUGUAAAGAAUAGUUUUAGAAGUGACAAAACACUGAUGUGGGAAAGAAACUAAAUCUCUCUUGAUAUCAGUGGCUGUUGCAGGCUUUCGUAAUGAUGCAUGUCUUCAACACAGCUAUCAAACUCUUGACAUACUAUUCAUAUACAAAGGCAAAGCAAUUAUAGUUAAAGAGUCCAAAUGAUUUAGAUACUUAAUUUACAGGGAAAUGGAUUCAGAUCAUCAUAAAGGGGUUGAUUGCACAAUUCCUAUCGGGUGAAAUUGAGUCAUUUCCUUCGCCACCCUUAUCGUGAUGCUCGGGUAAAAGUGUCCGUGACUACAAAGGAAUUAAGGGGCAUAAUGUUUUAUGACCAUUGAGCCACAUGGCUUUGUACGUGUUCCUCUUCAAUCAGAAUUCAUUCAGAUUCAAAGGUUUGAUUAAAGCAGUGAAAUUGUGCCAUUACAAUCUUUUUGUUGGAGUAAUUUCCCAAAUGACAAGAUUGUGUUGAUAAUUGACACAGAUUCGUGCAAUUUCAUCCCGUGAGUGUCCUGGAAUAUCCACUCGCCUCCUGUGGCCGAAGGCUGUCGUAUUUGGUACUCUAAAGAAGACUUCCUCUGUUGUUGCUGUGAAAUGCAUAUACUGGUACUGUGUGUGUGCGAGCGCGCGUGUGCGUCCAUACAUAACGCUACGAUACGUUUGUGCUUGCGUGUUCGUGGGCAUUUCUGUUGUUGAAAGGACGCCGGAGAGGUGACAGAAACUGUCAGUGACGAUUUGGGAUCAUAACUGUGUAACAAUGUACAGACCACUGUAAAAAGUAGUUCUUCUUCCUUUGCCUUAUUCCUUAUAAGAAGUUUGAACUUAGUCGAUGAGAAGCAGCCUUUUACCUUCUCCUUAAACCUCUGUGCUCUCCCCCUGAGAACCUGUCAGCCCGAAAGCAGGGAGCUAACAACGCGCAUUCACGUGACUGACGUGAGACAUUUAGGGAUUCGAAUGAGCAAAGAUGUUCAUAUAUAUAGAGAGACGAGUAUAAUUAGUUUGCAUUAUUACAAAUGUACAGUAUUCCACAGACGUGAUAAGCCAACUCAUUUAGAGUAAGUGGGACUCGGACGUAAAAAUGACUUUAGAUGGAGUCGGCACAAUGUGGGUGUAUUUCUCCUUUUAUUAAACUGCCAUUUGUGAGGUUUUAAAACAUCUUGAUUUUACGUGUUUACAUAGGCAGAAUGUUUGUUUACAGAGCAAGUUAUGAACUUGGUACCUUAUCUACAUGGUUUUGUUGUUGCGUUACAGUAUUCCUGUUUUCAGAGCCUACUGAAAAUGACCAUGGGGUCAAAAGAGGGUUUUGUUCAUCCAGGCGAUGGAGAUACUGUAAAAGAAAGUUUUGACAUUUUAAAAAAAAUAUAUGCUUAUUUGCUUUCUUGAUGGGAAGAUUGUGUACAGAUGUUUUUCCAGAGCAGCCAUAUGAAGUAGUUAUCAACCACAUUUGGUAAAGGUUCUACUUAGGUACAUUACACCUUGUUUACAGAGCCGUUACCACGAUGGAACUAGGCCUAAUAAAGAAGUUACACCAUACGUCCCUAUAUUUCUGGGGUUUCUUGCUUUGGAGUUUAUGCACACCUAAGAGUCGUAUCGAUCUUCCUGUCUUCCUCCCAGCAAGAGGCGCAUAAGCAUAUUUAAUAAAAUGUCAAAUUAAUCUUUGAAGACAUCCCCAAAAGAAAUCAAACUGACUUCUUUGAAUUUACUAGUACUGUAAUGUAAUACUGGCCUUAUUUCUGAUCUUUACUUGACCAACCUGUUUCAUUGAGUGCAUUUUGUUGUCCAAGGGGAUCAGUAAGAGGAGUUAAGCGUGUACAGUGAUUACCCUUAUUUACAUACUGUAGAUGAUUUAAAAAAAAAACACUAGAAAUCUGCCUGUUUUUCCCCCUGAAAACAAGAUGAAGUGUAAAUAUUAGCUUAAUGCUUUUAUCUGAAGACAAACUCCUGAACUGAAAUGGUUUUCGGUCUUCCUGACCAACAAACCGUAUUUUGAUAUGUUUUGUUUUGUUUGUUUGUUUCUUCUUUGGCAUAUUUUUUAAGGUACUUCUGUUUGGUCUUGCCGUUAACCGACCAUCUUUGGUACUUGUGUAUAAUGAUGUACAUUUAACAUAUUUAUAAUGCAGUAUGUAAAUAUAUUUUCUUGUUUUUGUUUUGUUUUUUGCUCAUUUUCCUAUUGUAAUUCCUUUACAUUCAGAACGUGACUCAAAAGCUAAAGAAUAACUUGUUGUAUGCUUGGAUGCUUGGCUGACAGUUGACCUAUUAAUAAACACUCAAAUAAAAACGAUGUAGCCUUCCCUGGAUUUAGGGAAAUCAA